This is a messenger RNA of Lolium perenne, 366 nucleotides long. RefSeq lists its product as uncharacterized. The record is from RefSeq and is a predicted model, not a curated record. Gene Ontology annotation, molecular function: 3'-5' exonuclease activity; nucleic acid binding. Gene Ontology annotation, cellular component: nucleus; cytoplasm. NCBI's taxonomy places the organism in Eukaryota, Viridiplantae, Streptophyta, Magnoliopsida, Poales, Poaceae.
AUGGUCAAGCUCGCGCGCGCCCUCGACUUCCCUCGAUCUGAAAUCUACUAUAAUGUCAUGGAGAAGAUGAAUUUUAAGAUCACGUACACCCUCCGUGCGAAGAGGGUGGAGAGGUGGAUCCGCGCCGUUAGGAGGGAUUUCCUCGACGCCGCGGAAAUCAAGGUCGUGGGCUUGGACUCCGAGUUCACCGACCCUCGCAAGGGUAACCAACGCGCCACCGUCCUGCAACUCUCCGUCGCGCAACACACUCUGGCGUUCCAUAGUAUGCAUGCCGAUGAAGUGCCACAAAUGCUCAUCGAUUUCCUUGCGGACAAGAACAUCAAAUUCUGUGGAGGGGCUAAUAAUAUUCCAUAUGAAUGCCGAUAA